Messenger RNA from Drosophila elegans, 1750 nucleotides. It is a transcript of the gene TMS1, whose product is annotated as serine incorporator 1. Bases 109 to 1506 code for a protein of 465 amino acids. Gene Ontology annotation, cellular component: membrane. The record is from RefSeq and is a predicted model, not a curated record. The transcript is spliced from 7 exons. Lineage: Eukaryota; Metazoa; Arthropoda; Insecta; Diptera; Drosophilidae.
AAGAGUGGGUAGUCCACCCCUAGCUUAUAUUUUCACAAACAAAGAUUUGUUUAAUUUAAUAAAAACGCAAUUUGACUAAAGUGAAAACAUAACUACAUCUGAACGACAAUGGGAGCUGUUUUGGGCCUUUGCUCGGCCGCUCAGUGUGCCAUGUGCUGCGGAGGCACUGCAGCCAGCAUGUGCUGCUCAGCCUGUCCCAGUUGCACCAACGCCUCCUCUUCGCGCUUCAUGUACGCCUUCAUCCUGCUGGUGGGCACUGUCUUGGGGGCCAUUGCCCUGUCUCCGGGAUUGCAGGACACGUUGAAGAAGCUUCCGUUCUGCAUCAACUCGACAUCCACGUACAGCUCCAAGACACUUGACACUUUUUCGGGUGGAUCUCUGCAGGUCGACUGCGAAUAUGCCCUGGGCUAUAUGGCUGUGUACAGGAUUUGCUUCGGAAUGGCCUGCUUUUUCGCUUUAAUGUCACUCAUUAUGCUGGGGGUGAAGAGCUCCAGGGAUCCGCGAUCCCAUAUCCAGAACAACUUUUGGCCCCUGAAAUUCCUGAUCUGCUUUGGAGCUGCCAUCGGUGCCAUCUUCAUACCGGAUGGAUCCUUUGGUCCUGCCAUGAUGUGGGUGGGUCUUAUAGGUGGCCUGGCCUUCAUACUCGUUCAGCUGGUGAUCAUUGUGGAUUUCGCACAUUCGCUGGCGGAGAACUGGAUAGAGAGCGCUGAAAGCAGUCGUGGUUAUUAUUAUGCCCUGGCAGGGGUCACUCUCUUGGGCUAUAUCUUAUCGCUGACUGGGAUUACACUGCUUUAUAUCUACUUUACCACUAGUACUGGCUGCGGCAUCAACAAGUUCUUUAUCUCCAUUAAUCUGAUCCUUUGUUUGAUGAUCAGCGUUAUUUCGAUUUUGCCAGCUGUGCAGGAUCGUUUGCCCCAUUCUGGAUUAUUGCAGAGCUCUUUGGUUACCUUAUACACGGUUUAUCUGACCUGGUCCGCAGUGGCCAACAAUCCGGAAAAAGAAUGCAAUCCUGGAAUGUUUGGCAUGAUGGAGGGUUUCGGCAAUGCCACCACCACUGUGGCUCCGCCCACCCACAACUCCCGGGUUACAUUCGACACCACCAACAUCAUUGGACUGGUUGUGUGGCUCCUGUGCAUCCUCUACAACUGCAUCAGUUCAGCGGUGGAGGUUUCGAAGAUCACCCAGGAUAGCAGCGAGAAGCGUGUUUUAACAGAAGCUCUAUCAGACACAGAGGCAGGCACGGAUGCCAAAGGAAAGGCGAGCACGGAUAACGAAACCGAGGGCGUCACCUAUUCCUGGUCCAUGUUCCACGUGGUAUUCGUCUGCGCAUCGCUCUACGUUAUGAUGACUCUGACCAACUGGUACAAACCCAACUCGGAUAUUGAGCUCUUCAAUGGCAACGAGGCUUCCAUGUGGGUUAAGAUCAUCUCCAGCUGGCUGGGCGUCUUCAUCUAUGGCUGGAGCCUUGCAGCGCCCAUUAUCCUCACCAAUCGCGACUUUAGUUAAAGCGAUUUUAGUGUACUUAUUGUCUAGGAAUGGUGCUUAACCGAGCAAAACGAGAAUGCCAAAACGGAAGGAAAAGAGAAAUUAGUUUCCAAAGCUAAUGAAGAUUAAUCACACAUAAUUUUGACUCUUAUUGUGGUGUCUACUCAUUGAUCUUAUUCUCAAAUUGCAACAGUUAUCAAUAUAUAUAUAUAAAAUUAAUCUACGCGUAUUAUCUACCUACGAAAUACAACAGAACUUAACCAAA